UCAGAAUUUAUAUUAAAAAUUACAUAUUUUUGAUAAAAAAAGAAAUGAUAUGGUUAUGAUCUUAAAAAUGAUACAAAUAUCGCAUCUAUUUGUGUGAUAAAACAUGGGGCCCUAAUUUAAACGAGUAUAAUACAAAUACAAAUGAGAAUCUUGAUUGGGCGGCAAACGCUUAAUCCCUACUACCGUCUUGCUUACGUCAUGUCAAAGUACGUUUCUCUAUUCCUCCUCUUCACGGCGGUGGCGGCAUUCAACACCACCGCCGUUACGGCCGCUGCUAUUACUACAACUUCCACCAAGUCCCGCCACCUCUCCUCCAUAAAUUCCCCGUCGCCGGGACCUUCCCCAUUGAUUCAACCCCAACACCCUAUCCCUCGUCCACCAAUUUCACCACCACCACCACCGCCACCCAUCUCUAUACGAUCACCGCCUCCUCCGCCUACACGACCGGAGUAUAUGCAGCAACAACAACUCAAGAACAUAAUCGACGCCCUAAUCGGCGCCGGCGACUUCGCAGCGUGGGCAAAUAUCCUCUUUAAUCCAAAGAUAAAUUCAUCGAUCCCCACUAGCACCACCGCCGCACUCAUCCCAACCACCGCCACCAUGUUUGUCCCCGGCAACGAUGCUCUGUCCCACCUCUCGGCCUCCGCCACCGGCGCCUACAAUUUCGACCCAUUCAUCAUCCCUUACCACAUCCUCCCACAACGACUCACGUUCUCGGAGCUUCAACUCUUCAAAACCCAAACUCGACUCCCCACACUAUUGCCCUCAAAAACAAUCAUAAUCACGAACAAUACCCCUUCCAAUUUCACCAUUGAUGAUUCCUUGAUCAUGCAACCUGAUAUUUACCAAAACCCCGCCGUCUGCGUCCAUGGUAUCGCAGCCAUCCUCGACUAUACAAUGUACGGCGAAGCUCCUCCGGCUCCUCCUGCUUCACCUCCGCCCCCGGCGUCGACGCUUGAUGAAACGUUAACUCCGUCACCAGAAGUUGCAAGAAAUUGUAGUUCAGAUCUUGUGUUUUCCGACGAUGAUUUCUUCUUCUUUAUGAUGGUAAUUCUUGCUUGCGUUGUUUUUAUCCCUAAUUGGUAGAAACCCCCUUUUCAAUUUUGUUAAUAUCAAAUAUUCGGUGGAGUUCUUCUCAAGAACUGAAAAUUGUUUGAAAUCACCGGUUUACCGGAUAGUUGUGACUGUACAUUGUACAUGACAUUGGUCGAUUUGUUAAAAGAUUGUAAUUGUUUGUGAGAAUUACAUAAAUAGCCCCUGAAGUAUUCUUCAGUUACAAUUU
This is a messenger RNA of Lactuca sativa (garden lettuce), 1282 nucleotides long. RefSeq lists its product as uncharacterized. Lineage: Eukaryota; Viridiplantae; Streptophyta; Magnoliopsida; Asterales; Asteraceae. The record is from RefSeq and is a predicted model, not a curated record.